Rotaria sp. Silwood1 is the source of this 963-nucleotide messenger RNA. Lineage: Eukaryota; Metazoa; Rotifera; Eurotatoria; Philodinida; Philodinidae. The record is from the annotation of a GenBank genome assembly.
AUGUUGUCUUUUAUUAAUAACAAACGUUUCAUUUCGAUUGCUAUUAUCCUCACUCUUAUAACAUUAUUUUCAGUCUAUUAUAUCAGUUUUCGUACGAGACAUUAUGAUAUUGUUGUUCCAAGUUUUCAAUUUAAUCGCAGUAAAAUUCCUACUCAUAUAAUAUCACCACGUAUAUGCUGUUUAAUAUUGACUUCACCUAACAAUUUUCUUACACGUACAAAAGCUGUCAAUGACACUUGGGCACAACGAUGUGAUCGUUAUUUUUUCAUAACAGAAUAUUCUCAAGAAAAAAUGACGUCUGAACAAAUUAAAUUUACAAAACAAAUACCUAUUGCACCACUAAAAGGUAUUAUACCUGGUUAUGACCAUCUAACAAAGAAAUCAGUAUUAGCUUUUUUAUUUGCAUAUGAAAAUUAUCUUAAUGAUUUCGAUUGGUUUGUCAAAGCAGAUGAUGAUACAUAUGUGAUUGUUGAACAUUUGAAAAAAUUUUUAAGUGAACAAAAUUCAUCAGAACCUAUUACAUUUGGAUAUAACUUUAAGGUUAUCGUUCCAAAAGGAUAUCAUUCCGGUGGAGCAUCUUAUGUAUUAAGUCGAGAAUCAUUACGACGAUUUUAUGAAGCACACAAAAGUCGAACGGCAAAUUGUCAAGAAGAUGGUGGUAGUGAAGAUGUUGUUAUAGCUAGUUGUCUUCGUACACAAGGUGUUUAUCCAGGUAAAUCACUCGAUAAACAAAAUCGUGAAUUAUUCCAUCCACUUCCAUUUAUUGACCAUUUUCGGGGUUCUUUUCCUGAUUGGCUUGCAUCAUAUGCUGAGAAUCCACUACAAACUCACUACGAUUGUUGUAGUGAUGAAACUAUAUCAUUUCAUUAUGUUACUCCUGAACAACAAUAUCUUAUGGAUUUUCUAUUAUAUAGAACUCAUCCAAAAUUAAAUAUAAAUAAGUCAAAUAGUUCAAUGACAUGA